This is a messenger RNA of Brenthis ino (lesser marbled fritillary), 363 nucleotides long. NCBI's taxonomy places the organism in Eukaryota, Metazoa, Arthropoda, Insecta, Lepidoptera, Nymphalidae. The record is from the annotation of a GenBank genome assembly.
AUGCUGAAAUUCGGGAUUAAAUCUGCUAUACUCGGAUCAGCAGUAUAUUAUACCGUUGAUAAAGGAGUAUGGAAAGAUAGUGCUACAACAAGCGAACUUUAUGAAGAACUUGAAAAUGGAGUAUCUCCUUACGUAGGGGAAUUCAAAAAGCAAAUUCCUUAUGAGCUUCCUCCUCUGCCAUCAAAUGAUAGAUUGACAUAUUUAUGUAAAUACUACUGGAAUAGUGGAGUUAAGGCUACUUUUAGGUUUUUGGUGGAUCUUCCAUCACAUGCUACAAAUGCAGCCACAAAGACAUAUGAUUUUAUUUCAACCUCAUUAGAAACUGCUGAACCUAGUGUUGAUUCCAGUCAAGAGAAGGCAAAA